This is a messenger RNA of Phacochoerus africanus (Common warthog), 939 nucleotides long. RefSeq names its product olfactory receptor 4F6-like. The record is from RefSeq and is a predicted model, not a curated record. Gene Ontology annotation, biological process: G protein-coupled receptor signaling pathway. Lineage: Eukaryota; Metazoa; Chordata; Mammalia; Artiodactyla; Suidae. Gene Ontology annotation, molecular function: G protein-coupled receptor activity; olfactory receptor activity. Gene Ontology annotation, cellular component: membrane. The coding region runs from base 1 to 939 and encodes 312 amino acids. The transcript has a single exon.
AUGUAUGAAACAAAUUACUCUUCGGUGUCUGAAUUUUUAUUCCUGGGACUUUCUCCCUCCAGACCAGUACAGGAUUUCCUCCUCGCCUUUUCUACAGUGUGUUAUGGAACAAUUGUUCUAGGGAACCUCCUUGUUGUGUUUGCAGUGAUCUUUGACCCUCAUCUACAUUCCCCCAUGUACUUCCUUUUAGCCAACCUCUCCUUUAUUGAUUUGUGUCUCUCUACCUUAACAGUUCCUAAGAUGAUUUCUGAUCUGUGCUCUGGGUGCAAAACCAUAUCCUUUCAGGGGUGUGUCUUCCAGAUAUUUGUCCUUCACAUCCUGGGUGGAUCUGAGAUGGUGCUGCUUACUGCCAUGGCCCUAGACCGAUAUGUGGCCAUAUGUAAGCCCCUGCAUUACCUGACCAUCAUGAGCCCCCAGAUGUGCCUUUUGCUUCUGUGUGGCGCUUGGGCUAUUGGCCUCCUUCACGCAGUGGUCCAGGUAGCUUUUGUGGUCCAUCUGCCAUUUUGUGGUCCUAAUGAAAUAGAUAGCUUUUACUGUGAUCUUCCUCAAUUUAUCAAACUUGCCUGCAUAGACACCUACAGAAUGGAAUUCAUGGUUACUGCCAACAGUGGGUUCAUUUCUAUGGGCACCUUCUUCUUACUGAUUGUCUCCUAUGUUUUCAUCCUGGUGACGGUAUGGAAACGCUCCUCAGGCGGUUUGUGCAAGGCUCUCUCUCCUCUGUCGGCUCACAUCAGUGUGGUGAUUUUGUUCUUUGGGCCAUGCAUCUUUGUUUACAUGUGGCCAUUUCCCACGGUGCCGGUGGAGAAGUUCCUUGCCAUUUUGGACUUUAUGAUUACGCCCCUCCUGAAUCCUGCCAUUUACACAUUGAGAAACAAGGACAUGAAGAUGGCAGUGAGGAGACUGAGUAGUCAGCUCCUGAGCUGGCAGAAGAUCUCCUAA